AUGACUCGUAUGAAUUCGGUAUCUCCGCCAUCAUUAGCAAGCAUACAUAGCAGUAUUUUAUCAGAAUCUGUUUCUAUUGCAUCACGAAAAGCAUCAUUCGAUAUUCCGUAUAAUAUAUCUUAUCUACUUAAACGUAUUCGAGGUCAACAAAACUUUAAAGUAAAGAAUUUAUCAUCUGAAUAUAAUACUCAAGAAAAAUCAGUAUGCCAUGAGCCUGUAGUUCACCAAUAUAAGUCAUUACUCAAUAAUAAUAUAAAAUUGGCAGAUAUCCAAAAGUCACAAUAUAAAACAGAUGUUAGCACACCGAUUCUUAGGCGUAGUAAGAUAAAACAGCUUAACUUUGAUCGAUUGAAACGCAAUACAAACGUAUUUACCAGAGAUCAAUUAAACAAACAAUACCAUAUUCAACGGCAAAAAUCAAAUAAAAGAUUUUUCAAAAAAAUAAAAGGUGUAACAAUUGGUGGUUGGAUUGGUGGUCUUUUCGAAUUGAUCUCUAGCGGUCACAAUGGUUGUAGCAAUGAAUAUCGUGGUCAUUUAAAAUGUCAAGCCAAAUAUAAAUCUUUAAAUGUUACAACACAUUGUAUUAAUAUUUUCUAUAAAAAUUCAAUUCUACACAAUGCUCCAUUUAUUUGUCUAUGUCGCUUUCGUAAUAAUUCACAAGGAAAAUAUCGUGAUUGUGAAUUUCUUCACGCGAACAUACAGUAUAUUUAA
Molecule: messenger RNA, 711 nt
Organism: Rotaria socialis
Lineage: Eukaryota; Metazoa; Rotifera; Eurotatoria; Philodinida; Philodinidae
Source: the annotation of a GenBank genome assembly